Neurospora hispaniola is the source of this 1016-nucleotide messenger RNA. RefSeq lists its product as uncharacterized. Bases 344 to 892 code for a protein of 182 amino acids. The transcript has a single exon. The record is from RefSeq and is a predicted model, not a curated record. Lineage: Eukaryota; Fungi; Ascomycota; Sordariomycetes; Sordariales; Sordariaceae.
GAAACAGUGACAGACGACGCCAGCCAACCAGAUAUCCGAUCCCUUCUUUGCUACUGCUCUUCCGCCCAUGUUGUGCUUCCAUGAUUCAUAUACAUGAUAAUCAAACCCAGCCCGCGUCUCCGUCAUCUAAAUUUCUUGUUCAGCAGUUUCUCACGCUUCCCAUUAUCGGGCGGAAGAGGAGGCGACGGGAGUAACUGACGGGUGGCGAGUGUUCACCUUUCCCUGCAACUUUCCACUUGCAACUCCCGGUCUUUACACUACCUAGACUAGGACUUAGCCAGGCACCAGGAUAGGAUAGUCUAUCUCUAUUUGCUUCUCCUCCUUCAUAUUAUAUCCAUCAAGCAUGAAAGGCGCAUCACGUUCGCGAACCGUCCAGACCUCAUCCACCUGCUCAGACUACACCAGGAUUGCCUCACUUCUCCCAGUAGUAGUCCUAUCCAUCCAUCCAAUCUUCACUCAUUCAUUCACCACGGCAUCCCCGGCCCCAAGUCUACCUAGUCAUCGGUUCAAGACAUUGCCUAGUUUCGUCUCGCAACGUUACCCAGUUGAACUAGAGACACAAAUAGUACCACCAACCUCCACGUUAUUUCGCUUUACCUCACAGGCCUUCAGUUCUCUCUCUCUCUCUCUCGCAACCCACCACCCCACCUCCUUGAGCCGCCCUCCCGAAGAAUCCAUGGCCUUUCAACAAACUCCUGUUGAAGGAUGGAUAUCAUUUCGCUCCUUGAAUUCCGGGUUUUCAAUCUUGAAUUCCGUCUUACCGUUGUCCCCCGGCCGUGCUUCCCGUCUGUCUGCCUGCCUAGGGACCCAUCUCUUCUUUAGUGUAGUGUUGACCUUUUUCUUUUUUUGUCCGAUGAUCGUUCUUUGGAUGCAAUCCAUCAACGUUUCUUGAUAUAUAGUGUAUGUACCUGUGCAACCAGUUACCCCCCUCCACGCAAACAUGUGUGCUUGCUUCUUCGUUGUUGUUGUUGCUGCUGCUGCCGCCACAUAGCGAGCAACUCCUGUCUGACCGUUGG